AUGCCUGGUGAUCAACGGAACGCCUCACAGUCGAGACGCCUUAGCCAAUUUGAGAUCUCGGUCCAUGUCAAGACCAUCGAAUUUUCUGCGAUAUGGUUUGACUCCCCUGUGGACGACGCAAAAGUACGGAGAGUGAUGAGAGAUGAAUUCUACCAGAAUGCCUUCACUGUCAACGACGCCGAACUCCGCUUGGGGAGGCACAUUGCAGCCCGAAAAUCAUUCCUCGCCGCUCAAGAUUUUCUGACGACCGACAAAACGGGUGUGCAUCUACUAGCUCGCGCUUUCCGUCGCCUACCGUGUCUCGAAAACGUCAACGUUGCACUCCUAAGUUACACGAUUGGAGCCAAACACAUCACACAAAGCUUAGGUCAGAUGACUGGAUGUGAAUACCAAUUCACAGGCAAGGUCACUAUUGAUAUUUUGCUUGAAGCACUGGCCACCUCAGAAAUUAGGAUCCGCUCCCUCAAUUUUGUGCGUCCUGACGUACAUAUUCUGGAUACUGACCGAAGGAGGCAGCGAAAAGACGUCGAUAUUUCGCUUCCCGAAUAA
Bacidia gigantensis is the source of this 549-nucleotide messenger RNA. RefSeq lists its product as uncharacterized. Bases 1 to 549 code for a protein of 182 amino acids. Lineage: Eukaryota; Fungi; Ascomycota; Lecanoromycetes; Lecanorales; Ramalinaceae. The transcript has 2 exons. The record is from RefSeq and is a predicted model, not a curated record.